Molecule: messenger RNA, 396 nt
Organism: Mycotypha africana
Lineage: Eukaryota; Fungi; Mucoromycota; Mucoromycetes; Mucorales; Mycotyphaceae
Exons: 2
Biological process (GO): iron-sulfur cluster assembly
Source: RefSeq, a predicted model, not a curated record
GACACUGUUGAAGAUCCUAUUGACGAACAAGAAGUUUUUGACCUUGUGCGAUCUAUUUCCGAUCCUGAACAUCCUUUAACUUUGGAGCAACUCAACGUUUUACAGUUCGAUCAUGUAGAAGUAGACAAUGACAAUAAUAAGGUAUUGAUUGAAUUCACACCGACCAUUCCUCACUGCUCAAUGGCUACCUUGAUUGGAUUAUGUAUUCGAGUGAGAUUACUGCGUAGUUUACCAGAUAGGUUCAAGGUGGAUAUUCGUGUACGUAAGGGAACUCAUCAAUCAGAGCAUGCUGUGAAUAAGCAAUUGAAUGAUAAAGAAAGAGUAGCGGCCGCUUUGGAGAAUACCCAUUUAUUAGAAGUUGUCAAUCAGUGUUUAUCUACAGCAGGAUUAAGAGGA